Molecule: messenger RNA, 826 nt
Organism: Pseudocercospora fijiensis CIRAD86
Lineage: Eukaryota; Fungi; Ascomycota; Dothideomycetes; Mycosphaerellales; Mycosphaerellaceae
Exons: 2
Coding region: 227-613 (128 amino acids)
Cellular component (GO): membrane
Source: RefSeq, a predicted model, not a curated record
CGCGUUCUCUCACCUCAAAAGUAUCACGAAGACGAAGAAGACGAACCCGACCAUCCAUCGACUUCAUCCAAACACCAACUUCUGAACUCACAAUCCUUUCCCCGCGACCAGUCGAGUAGGAAUCCGACCCAGUCCUCGAAGAAAAGUCCAAGCGACAAGCAUUGAAACGACUAAUACCCCAACGACUCUUCCACAAAAAGAAGAAGUCGCAGUCGCAAUCGCAAAAAUGAUCUCAGCUAUCAUCCUCAUCAUCCUCACCAUCUUCCUCCCACCCAUCGGCGUCUUCCUCGUUGCCGGCUGCGGCGCAGACCUGCUCAUCAACAUCUGUCUCACAAUUCUGGGUUUCUUUCCCGGACAUAUCCAUGCGUUUUAUGUGGAAUAUGUGUAUUUCCAUCGGAAAGAGUUGGCGCAGAGGGGGAUAUACGAGGAGAGGGAUGCGCCGGGGGUUUUUAGUCGGAAGGCGAAUACGGGUGGGUAUGGAAGGGAUUAUGGGAGGGGUGGUGUGGAUGGGGUGCCGCCGCCAGCACAGCAGGGGUAUUAUGAUGCUGGUCCCGUGAAUGCGCAUGCACAUGCCCAGGGAGUACCGCCGCCGCCGGCUUAUGCGAAGGCUUGAGGAGAUGGUGAAGAGUGAUUGUAUGCGUUCCAUGGCUUGAGCUACAAUUAGACGACAUUGUACACGAUAACCUAGGCAAAACGGUACUGCGAGAUGCAUGAAAUUGCAUGAUCGAAGACAUGGACCUGAUCUGCUUCAUUGGCGUUGAAGCGUGUUUGAAUCUCUCCAGGGCGAUCUUUGGCGAUAUGAGGAUUUGCGACUGCCUCGCUGUUU